Molecule: messenger RNA, 2509 nt
Organism: Passer domesticus (house sparrow)
Lineage: Eukaryota; Metazoa; Chordata; Aves; Passeriformes; Passeridae
Product: serine/threonine-protein kinase PAK 3-like
Exons: 14
Coding region: 57-1571 (504 amino acids)
Biological process (GO): regulation of actin cytoskeleton organization; intracellular signal transduction; regulation of axonogenesis
Cellular component (GO): cytoplasm
Molecular function (GO): ATP binding; protein serine/threonine kinase activity
Source: RefSeq, a predicted model, not a curated record
AGGAGAGCCUGCAAAGCAGCCUGCUGGAGGCUGAGCAGCACAUAUGGGAGCUGGAGAUGGCCAGGAGCCCUGUGGAAGCCCAAGUGCACAGGGCCAGGCAGGCCAAGGAGGCGAUACUGGAGGAUGUGAGGGGCCUUCGUUGUGAGCUGCUGGCUGUAAGAGCUCUCAGCCAGCAGCAAUGUGAAGACAUGGCUGAACAGCUCCGCUGGGCACAAGAACAGUGCUGCAAGGCUCUGAGACUCUGGCAAUCUGCCCAGGAAGAGGAAAAAAGGAACCUCAUGCAAAAACUGGAGAGACAACUGGAAGAGCAGCAUGUGGAGGCACGGAAGCAGCUGGAGGAACGGGCAAACUUCCUGGCAGAGGUGCUGCAGGAAGAGCAGCGUCAGAAGGCUUGUGUCAUCCACAAGGUGUACCAGCUGCAGAGAGAGCUGAAGCAAAGUGAGCAGCUGAGGCAGAAGCUGAAUGAGCAGUGGCAGAAUGAGCAGGUCAUGCUGCAGGCUGAGCUGCAGGAAGCUGAGAGAAAGAUGAGGGCAAUGGAGAAGAGGCACCAAGAGGAAAUGGAAAGGAUGCACAAGGUCCUGCUGCAGUACAGGCUGGCUGAAGAAAAGCAGGUGGACGCAGGAUCUGCCAUCGAAGCUGCUGGUGCAGCAGCAUCCUGCCAAGAAGCCUCCUCUCCACAGCCUGAAAACCAGAGCAUGAGCAGCUCGGCCCGCUCAAGCCAGGAGAGAGAGAAGCAGUUCCUGAAGCUGCUGAGGUGUGUGGUGAGUGUGGAAGAUCCAGAAAAGAAGUACACUGGAUGGGAACAUCUUGGCAGUGGGGGCUUUGGAGCUGUUUAUAAGGCCUUCGACACUGCCACAGGACAAGCGGUGGCUGUAAAGGAACUUUAUCUCCAGCACCAGGGCUGUGAGGGAAUAUUAAAAGAAAUCCUGCUCAUGAGAGAAAAUAAGAACGCCAAUAUUGUCAGCUACUUAGAAAGCUACCUUGUGGAUGAGGCUGUCCUGCUGGUGUUGGAAUAUAUGGAUGGAGGCUCCUUAGCUGAUGUGGUCACCGUGAGAAGGAUGGCUGUAGGACACAUAGCAACAGUGUGUCGGGAGUGCCUGCAAGGCCUGGCUUUCCUUCAUGCCAAGCAGGUGAUCCACAGAGACAUCAAAAGCGACAACAUCCUUCUGGGCCGGGAUGGCUCCGUCAAGCUGGCUGAUUUUGGCCUCUGUGCUGUGCUCAGCCCUGGGCACAGGAAAUGGAGGUCGAUGGUCGGGACCACUUACUGGAUGGCACCCGAGGUGGUGAGAAGAGAGCCUUACGGCCCCAAAGUGGACACCUGGUCCCUUGGCAUUGUGGGGAUAGAAAUGGCCACAGGAGAGGCUCCUUAUAUGCAGGAGACCAGUGUCAAGGCCAGCUACCUGAUAGGCAAGCAAGGGGUUCCAAAUCUGCAGCAGCUCAGGCUACCCCCUGGCUUGUGUGAAUUUCUGGGCUGCUGCCUGCAGAUGGAUGUGGACAGGCGAGGCUCUGCCAAGGAACUUCUGCAGCAUCCAUUUCUGCAAUCAGCGGAGCCUCUCUUUAGCCUCUUCUGACAGCCUGAUUGCUGCCAUCCCUGCAGCAAGGGAAUGCAAGAAGCAAAGGAGAUGACAAGGUGUGAGAGUCUGUCCAAAACUUCCCUCAUUUUUUGCCUCUCGAUCGUCAUGAAAGCCAAGACCACCGGGGAAAGGGAAAGAUCCUGUUCUGAAAAUCCAGGUCUGUCUGGUCCACCAAGCCAGAUUAUUGCCUACGGGUGUGUUUGCUCAACUCAUGGAACACUGCACCCAAGAAGGGGCAGUGUGCUCUCCUUCGCCUGCAUCACCUAGCAACGCUAGUGCUGGAAUUUCUCCACCCUUCUGACUUGGCUGGACUUUCUCUCUGGAAUGACCUUUCUGGAGGUUACCACAAAAGGACCCUCCAUUCACCGUACAUCAACCACCGUGACAGAUGGACUGAGAUGGGAGAAGGUUCUCCCCUCAAGGACUGAGACGUGUGACCCCUACAUGGAAAAGCUCGUCUCUUUUCCCAAAAGGACUGAGACUGAAAUCCCCACCGUAGGGUGAGGGAAGGUAUGCGUGGGGACCGGAGCAAGUUUUGCAAGCGACCACUGGACCGAGAAGACAAUGGUUCCUGCCUACGACAUCUGCUGCUGACGACGCCUGUUCCUGAUGGACUACUGAUGGACUCCUUGUACCCUUUAUCAAUAGACUAUUUUGAAAUGGGUCCCCUUCCCCCAUUUCAAAAGGACUAUAAAAAAGGUUAGACCUGACUGAUACCUUUGAGAUCUCCCCUGACGUGAAGACGACAGGCCUCUUCGUCGACCGGACUUCGAGGGACUUUGUCAUCUGCACGUCUGGUAGCUAUAUACCUCCUUGCCCUCCCUCUCUUCUUUUUCUUUUCCUUACUCUUUUCCCUUUCUUCAUUCCCCUUCUCUCUAACACAUCUUUGCUAUGGCUAUUUAAUAAAAGUACAUGUAUUUUGAUUUUACUGCAAA